Conger conger (European conger) is the source of this 2841-nucleotide messenger RNA. RefSeq names its product aldehyde dehydrogenase 1 family, member A3 (gene aldh1a3). The coding region runs from base 41 to 1573 and encodes 510 amino acids. The transcript has 13 exons. The record is from RefSeq and is a predicted model, not a curated record. NCBI's taxonomy places the organism in Eukaryota, Metazoa, Chordata, Actinopteri, Anguilliformes, Congridae. Gene Ontology annotation, molecular function: aldehyde dehydrogenase (NAD+) activity. Gene Ontology annotation, biological process: aldehyde metabolic process.
GGCGUAAUCAAUAGCCCUCAUUUCCAACAACCGACCUAUCAUGGCACAGAACGGGAUUAUAGAGAAUGGACGACCAGAUGGGGGUAUUCCUACAGUUCCGCAACCGAUUAAAAUAUCAGAAGUGAGACAUACUAAGAUUUUUAUCAACAAUGAAUGGCAUCCAUCUGUGAGUGGACAUAAAUUCGCGACAUACAAUCCCGCAACAGGUGCAAAAAUCUGCGAUGUGGAGGAAUCUGAUAAAGCGGAUGUUGACAAGGCAGUGGAGGCAGCGAAAACAGCCGGCCUGAGAGACUCUCCGUGGAGGAAGAUGGAUGUGUCAAGUCGAGGGCGAAUGUUGAACAAGCUUGCCGACCUGGUGGAGAGAGACCGGACUCUGCUGGCAACUAUGGAGUCAAUGGACACUGGGAAACCAUUCCUGCAUUCUUUCUUCAUUGAUCUCGAUGGAAGUAUCAAAACUCUCAGAUACUACGCCGGCUGGGCAGACAAGAUACAUGGCAAAACGAUGCCUGUUGAUGAAAGUUUCAUGUGCUUUACCAAACAUGAACCUGUUGGUGUGUGUGGAGCAAUAAUUCCGUGGAACUUCCCUUUGUUGAUGUUUAUGUGGAAGAUUGCCCCAGCCUUGUGUUGUGGCAACACGGUGGUUAUCAAGCCAGCAGAGCAGACGCCGCUCACAGCUCUCCACAUGGGGGCGCUAUUGAAGGAGGCUGGCUUCCCCCCUGGUGUGGUGAACAUCUUGCCUGGGUUCGGGCCCACGGCUGGUGCAGCCAUAUCCAGUCAUAUGGCCAUUGACAAGGUCGCAUUCACCGGGUCUACAGAUGUUGGAAAACUAAUCAAAGAGGCAGCUGCCAGAAGUAAUCUGAAAAGAGUGACUUUGGAGCUUGGAGGGAAGAACCCAUGCAUUGUAUUUGCUGAUGCAGAUUUGCAGCUGGCUGUGGAAGAAGUCCAGCAGGGGGCGUUCUUCAACCAAGGCCAGUGCUGCACGGCUGCCUCUCGCGUGUUCGUGGAGGAGACUGUGUAUGAGGAGUUUGUGCAGCGCAGUGUCGAGAAUGCCAGGAAAGUGGUCACAGGGGACCCUCUGGAUCCACGGACCUCGCACGGGCCACAGAUCGACCAGAAGCAGUUUGAUAAGAUCAUGGAGCUGAUAAAGAGUGGAAAGCGGGAGGGAGCCAAGCUGGAGUGUGGAGGGUUCGCUGUGGAAGACGGGGGCCUCUACAUUCAGCCGACUGUGUUCUCAGGGGUCAAAGACCACAUGCGCAUUGCCAAGGAGGAGAUCUUUGGCCCAGUACAGUGUAUAAUGAAGUUCAAAAGCCAAGAUGAAGUGAUCAAGAGAGCAAACAGCACGCAGUAUGGCCUGGCUGCAGCCGUGUUCACGCGCAGCAUGGACCGCGCACUGAGCAUGUCUGAUGCCCUACAAUCCGGCACUGUGUGGGUCAACUGCUACAACGCUCUUCAUGCUCAGACACCGUUUGGGGGCUACAAAAUGUCAGGGAAUGGAAGAGAGCUAGGCAAAUAUGCCCUGGCGGAGUACACUGAAGUCAAGGCAGUGACCAUAAAACUGACAGAGAAACUGUGAAUGGGGCAGUGGGACACGCUUCGCCAUGGGACCAGGAGGAGAGCCUGCUACCACCCCAUCGGCACUUUUCACCUGCGGAACUCCAGAGAGAUGUGCUGCAUGCAUAUGGGUUUCCAGAGUGAUGGUCUCAUAUCGAGCUACAUUCAUUUCAUUUAUUUAUAUAAGCAUUAUGCACAUAGAGCAAAUUCUUAUUUAAUGGGAAUGGUGUCAUCUCUGAGGUAAAAAUGUCUUUGUAAUUUUUCAAAGACUGAAAGAUACUGUGUGCCACAUUUCCAGAGAGGUAAUAUUUACCUAUAAUCAACAAGCGCCACUGUUCUGGAGCUCUUAAGAGACUUCCUGCUCUGUUAUUCUUACACAAGAGACAACUUUACAUCACUUUGUGAUGCAUUUCCUUCCUUUAUUACAAUGUACUGCACGUAAGGUAUAGCUUUACCUCGUGUCUAUGAAAUGUACACAUUACAAAACUACAGACCACACGUUCCAUUGUAGCAUCUCAUUUGUAGUUAAAUUUGGAGAUAACUCUACAAAUCAUCGCAAACUGUUAGAAGUCGGAGAUAUAUUCGUGAGGAUCUUGCCGAAUGUUACGGAUUGAUAACGCAGAUUGAAAUCUGCCUUGCUUACCAUUUAAGUCCAAGUCUUCUUGGAGGAUUAUGGAGAGCAAGCAAUGUUCAGAAUUUUCAAAAGCUUUAUCUUAACCCGUACAGAAUAAGCAUCAAAUUAGUAAAUGGACUUUGUUUAUUAAAUAUAUUUUUAAUAACUAGAGAUUUGCCAUGAUUACAUGCUAUGGAAGUGUUUCAUAUUUGAAAUAUGUAUAAUAACCAUUAAAUGUGUAGGUUUUUAAUGUGUACUCUUCCAAGUCAAUAGAUUCAGAAUGUAUUGUUAUAAAGAUAAAGAUGAUAAUAGUAUAUCUCUGGGGUUAUUUAAAGAAUGUUUUCAAGUUUCUUUGUGACAAUAAAAAAGUGCUCUUCUGUGACUAGGCUAUGCUAGGGUCAAGAAAAUACCCUCUGCUAAUUCAGGAAAUUCUAGAAUGCACAUAAUGUGACUACAAGCAUUGUUCUCAUUCAGGAAUAACCAAUACAAAUAUAUUGAUUGUAUAUACAAAUAUAUACAUUUUUAGUGAACUAUAAGUGCAAUAAAUAAGAUUGGCAUUUCAACAUGGUAUAAAAUGAAUAAACUGGAGAAUAAACAUAAAUCCUUUACAAUUAUAAAAAGUUCUUAAGGAGGGCCACGAUUACUUGACAUUUAAGCUUGGCACAAACAUUAACUAA